GGCGGUGUUUGUUUAUCAGCUUUCCCACCGCACGGACGUUGCCGCCACACGGGAAAAUUUUGCCUGAACGCUGAAAACGGAGAGAAAAACAAAUAAGUAAAGGAUAAAACGGUAGUAAGAUCAAGGAGAAAUGAUCCUAGAAGCGACACAAGAGGUCUAAAUAAGAAGACAUCACAGAGGAGUGGAUAUAAAGACAAAUUAGUUAGAAAUUCCACCUCUCCUGCUCCUCGGCCUAAAGAUGUGGUCGUGGUGUGGCUGCACGCUGACCAGAGUGAGGGCAGCAGGCUGGGUGUGCCACAGACUCAGCAGAGGAUACAGUACCUUCAGCAAGGGGAUCAGCAGGCGUGAGGAAGGCCGUGGGUCGAGGAGGCCAUGGGCUGCGGCUGGCGGGUCCCUGGUGGCGGUGGGUGCCCAUGCCGCCCGCCACGCCCCUGCCAAGUGUCUGCCUUCAGGGGGGCUGUUCAUGGACCUGGAGGAUGACAGGCUGCUGGAGGCCACCCCUAUGGAGAUGAACGAGUUGGCGGCGCUCACCCACACCUCGCUCCUGAAGCAGGCGAGCGGUGUGGCAGUGGACGCGGCCAUCCAGCUGCUGCACCGGACCCUGCGCGCCACACAAGACUUCUCCCAGCAACACAGAAAGCAGCUGCAGGAGGUGAUAGAGCUACUGGAGUACUGCACCGCCACCCUCCGCUACCCUGAGGAACAUGAUCGCUUGUGGGACCUGCUGGUGGUGGCGCGGGCGAGGGCGGACGCGUUGAAACACCAGCUUAGGGAUCUUGACCUCCUCAUGACCUACGCCUGCAGUGCGGUGGAGAACAUAGCCAUGGCAGCGUACAUCAGCGGCAGCGAGUUCUCAGCCUCGGCGGCGCGGCAGAUCACCGACAGCGCCAAGCUUGAGCUUAGAUCGGAUGAGAGGAAGAGGGAGGAGCUGGAGAUGCAGUACACCCUCACACACACUCACUACAUGGAGGCUGCACAGAAGAUGGUGGACGACGACGCAGCGGGCGGCACAGACGAGGCCGUUGAUGAUGAUGACGCAACGACGAAGGGUGGUGGUGAGAGGGACAGUGUAGAUAGAAAGGGGAAGGAAGAGAAGGAAGGGGAAGAAGAGGGAAGGAGAAAAGAGGGUAAGAGUGAUGAUGGUGGUGGUGAUGAUAGAUAGAUGAUAGAUGAGGAAGAAAUAACUGAUGAAUGGGAAGUAGGAAAGGGAAUAUAAGGGAAGAGGAGCAUUGAGGAAGAGAGGAAAAGUAAUGUUACAAAAGAAAGGUCAGGUCAGGUUAGGUCAGAAGAAAAGUUACUUGAUGACUGAUAUGCAAAAAGAGAUAUUGAGUAAUUUUUUUCAUAUAUUCUCUCUGCUCAGAUCGAAACCACAUCAUUUUAUAUAUUAUUGCAAUGUGGAAGUUUUGUUUAUGAUGAAUAGAUGCUCUCAUAAUCUUGA
Molecule: messenger RNA, 1438 nt
Organism: Eriocheir sinensis (Chinese mitten crab)
Lineage: Eukaryota; Metazoa; Arthropoda; Malacostraca; Decapoda; Varunidae
Exons: 5
Coding region: 239-1162 (307 amino acids)
Biological process (GO): apoptotic process
Cellular component (GO): mitochondrion
Source: RefSeq, a predicted model, not a curated record